AAAUAUCAGACUAUUUCACAUCAGUAGUUCUAAAGUCAUACUUGAUCACAGUGUCCAAUCUCGUCAACUAACAAUUAACUUGACCAAACAAUUGCAAACGCUCUCAAACCGUUGCUAACUUUCCGCUUUAGGUACGUAACCAAUCUCUAGACUAACUGUUUCAUUUUAACCACUAUCAAUAUACUUUUCUGGAUGCAGCUUAUGUUGCAAAUAACAAACAAUAUUGAUUUUAGUCAGAACACCUUUGUGUGUACACAUCGCCUUAUCAAAUUGUUUCAGUGGAGCAUAUUAUCCUGGUCCAGAUGUUUUCAUUCAAUUUACAUUCAGCUAUUAGCCUGUGCCACUAACUGAUAUCAAUGGCUAUUUCCUCUGCCCAGAAACCACCUUGUUGCAGGUUGGCUGUUUGGACAGUAUAUCACAGGAAGUUUACAACCGGGCACUGGGAAAUUAAUUGCCUCUGCAUCUUAACCCAAGAACCUUCUGGUGCUGGUGCUACUUCUGGAACUCCGAGUGUCUAAUAAUGUUAUCACAUCAAUGCAAGCUGCGAGUCGAGAUGCUAGAUACGUUGCAACUGAUAAUGCAAGUAACGAUGAACGUCCGGGUGUACGUAAUAGUGCAAGUCAAAACACACGCAAUAAUGCAGAUCAAGAUACAAGUGAUGAUGCACAUCAACAUGUGAAUCAAGAUCAGUGUGUGCCGUGCAAAUGUCAUUACGAUGGAGAGAGAGUCAUAGCUGAUUGUAGGAAUAGGACACUUGAGAAAGUCCCAUCACAUCUACUAUCCAACAUAACCGAUCUCAAUCUUUCAGUAAACCACAUACGUCGCUUGGAAAAUGGAUCUCUCAGUUAUGCACAUCUUACCAGAUUGGAUGUGUCUUUCAAUCGUCUCAAGGACAUUGAACUCGGCGCGUUUCAAGAGCUAAGAAACCUUGAAGUUUUGAAUCUCACUCACAAUCGUUUAUCUCCAACAAAGGUCUAUCGGGACGGGUUAUUCAAACGUCAGGCCAAACUGAAAGUACUCCACAUUAACCAAAAUGUUGAAUCUCGCCCUUAUGAUGAAAGCUUAAACCGAAGAGUGGAAAGCCGAUCAUUGAAAGACAGCCCAAAUUCUAGCUUCAUUGAGAAAGAUAUUCACCAUAUGCAUUUUGGAAACCACUUUGGGCGAGAUGCUUACCCGGGCCCUGCAUUCAAAUACUUAAUCUCCUUACAAGAUCUGCGCAUUGAUGGACCGAAAGAACUAUAUUUUGGAAAGGGAUUCACAUUGAAGCAGCUCCAGUCACUAUCACUAGGGGGAAGGUUUAGGACAUGUUACACACGUUACUUGAGGAAUGACACAUUUGAGGAUGUGCCUCACUUACAGACUCUGGAUGUGUCAUACUGUCUGUUGAUUGACAUUGAAAUAUCAUCUUUUGAAGUGUUAAAGAAUCUUACAUCCCUCCUCAUGUCACAUAACAGAUAUCUGGGAAUAACAAAAAUGGGACAAGCUACGUAUGGACUGCAGAAUUCGUCUCUGAGAACACUAAACGUAAAUAGAAUAGGCCAAAUAAUGGGGCGUAGUACACUGUUGACAGUUGAAGAUGUCAAAUAUCUGAAGAAUACCAAAUUAGAAGAAUUGUACAUUGAAGCAAACAGAAUAGAAAUUAUUGAUAAAAAUGUAAUGAGUAACCUUCCAACGUCUCUCAAAAAGAUAUCCAUCAAAGAGAAUAACCUUUCGUUUGGGCUUUACUUGAUGGAAUUGUCGGUGUUGACUGAUUUGAAGUGGGUAGAUGCGUCGCAUCAAGAUACAUCAAUAAUAUCCUUCUUUGACACUACAAGCCUUCAUUCGCGUCGCCUUCUUCAACUGGAUAAAUAUAACAAACCUAUCAGGGGAAAUGUUACAAUUUAUGUGCCUCCAAAUGUUACAUUUAUCAAUGCAAGUCAUUCAAAAAUGGCCUUUGAAGUACUGCGUUUCCAAAUUGGUGAAAACAAAAUUCGGGAGAUAGAUUUAUCGUUUAAUUAUUUUACCUUGUGGACGGGUCCCAUCAUAGGAUUAACACACCUAGAAAAAGUACAUGUUUCUAACAAUUUCUGCGAACACCUUGCUGAAGGAGUUUUUUCAUACUUUCCAUCCUUGAAGUAUCUGGAUAUCAGUUCCAAUUAUCUUGGAUAUACCCUCACGAAUGACACAUUUAGUGAAAUGCCUUUGCUAGAAUAUCUUGACUUAUCAAAUAAUAAAAUAAGUUCACUUCCAAAGCUGAUCUUCAAAAAUAGCAGUCGGCUUGAAUUCUUAAAAUUAGGUUCUAAUUAUAUGAUGUCCUGGAAUAUCGAUAUAAUCAAUUUCAAUAUGACAAGCAUCAAUUUAUCAAGAAACGCUUUUGAUGAAAUUCCAUCUCUUCUGCGCCAUCAAGUCAGAUGCAUGGUGAGACAUGAUUUUCAGCUUCACUUUAAUGACAACCCUCUCAAGUGCAAUUGCUUGACAUUGAACUCACUGAAAUGGAUGAUAGAUAAUUCUUUUAAAUUACCUGGUCUUGAUAAGAUGAUCUGCGUGGAUGACAGCAACAGACAACUAUUCCUGAAAGACAUCCAUCAGAUCGUUUUUGACCUUGACAAAAAGUGUACCUCCUACUUAGGUUUAUCUAUCGGUGUCCUCUGCCUUGUGAUGCUUGUUCUAAGCUUGUCCACAACAGGAAUAGGGUACAGGUUUAGAUGGAAAUUGAGGUAUCUUUACUAUCUGGUACGAAUAAAACACCGGGGUUAUCUGGCUGCGGAGGAGGAAGAAGAUGGUGGACCUCAGUUUGAGUUUGAUGCUUUCAUCUCCUAUGCUGACGAGGACCGAGGAUUUGUUGUGGAGGACAUGAGGCGGAUAUUGGAAGGACAGCAUGGACUUCGACUCUGUAUCCACCAUCGAGACUUUCUUGUGGGGGAAGCUAUUGCUGCAAACAUCCUGCAUGCCAUCAGAUCAAGCAGGAGGACAGUGAUAAUCCUGUCAAGGAACUUCCUGAAGAGCUACUGGUGUAAGUACGAAGUAGAGAUGGCUAAGAUGGAGAGUAUCUACACUGGACGGAACACACUGCUGGUGGUAAUCCUGGAGAAGAUCCCCGUGAAGAAUCUACCCCCUAACAUUGUAGAAUUAAUGCGUCAAGACUCCUACUUGGAGUACACGGAUGAUCGGGAAGGUCAGGAGGUGUUCUGGGAAAGUCUUCAACGUGCUGUACAUACUGCGUAGUUGCUUGCCUAGAUAUGGGAGCACGUGCUUCAUAACUGAACUUACCUUUAUCAUUUCUAAUUUCAUACUUUUCACAUAGGCGAAACUUAGUGAUAUAUUAUAUUAUCGGUUUCUUUGAGGAAAGUUAGCAAUAGCAGUUCAAACACUACGUUUCAGCAGUACACAAUGUAAAUAUAUGUUUGUAGGGAUUUGAUCAUUUUCUGACAUGGAACUGAAAUGUUAACAGAACAAACAUGUACUUUAACGUGAUUGUUUACUAAAAUCAACCAGUCACUGAAGCUAGAACCCAUGUCACAAAACCUAUCGUAAGCUCCAUCUCAUCAUAAUGUUUGUGUUCAUUUGUUUUCCUUCAUAUCAGUUUUAUAUCAUUGUUUGUAUUUUCCCGAAUAUGGGAUAA
Molecule: messenger RNA, 3601 nt
Organism: Haliotis rubra (blacklip abalone)
Lineage: Eukaryota; Metazoa; Mollusca; Gastropoda; Lepetellida; Haliotidae
Product: toll-like receptor 4
Exons: 2
Coding region: 535-3204 (889 amino acids)
Biological process (GO): immune response; inflammatory response; toll-like receptor signaling pathway
Cellular component (GO): membrane
Molecular function (GO): transmembrane signaling receptor activity; protein binding
Source: RefSeq, a predicted model, not a curated record